GCGGUGUCCUCGCUACCCCGUGCUGUGUGUGUGGUUUCCGUAGCAACGGGGUUGUUUACUAACCUGUGCACUGAGAGUUAGUUUGAUACAAACUGCGUCUCUCAUUAGAAUACCCUGUAAGUGGAAUAAACCAUUUCGGAAAUACAGAAGACUUUAAAAUGCCGACCUCGAAGGGGGUGUCAAAGCCCCCCGUCGGGGAGACCCUGAGGAGUUACAAUGUCCUGCCCCCGAUUUCAGGCCCCAGUGGCAGGGCUGAGCUGGAGAAGCUGACUGCGAGCGACAGGCCUGAGCGCAGCAAGCUACUGAAACAAAGAAAGAGCCUCCAGCAGAGACGCCUGCUCAAUCAGAUCGUCAUUCAAGGGGCUGUGCGUGCCUAUGAGCAAGAAAUGGAAGCAAAUAUAAAGAGAAUUCCCUCUCCUCCAGAACCCCAGUUACCCUCCACGAUGAACAGUGAAUCACGAAAACGAAGAAUGAACUACAUGUUCAUGAGGCAGUGUGUGGAGAGCAGCCCCAUCGUUCCCAUUCAGCAGCACUGGCUGGACUCCAUGCUGAGGCGGGUCCCAGCUCCCCUGCAGCAGGGCCCAGGCAGGCCGGAGCUCAUCCAGAAGCUGUUCCAGGAGGUCACGCAGGACUUUGAGGAGGGCAUGAAGCAGUGCAUGGUGAACUGUGUGCUUCUGAAGCCUGGUGCUCAGGUCAAGAGUGUUGAUAUAACAGCUCCACCCCCAGAAGAAGUAGGUCUUGAUUUUUCAACUGCCUGGCAUGACAGCUUUAUAAAAAACAGGAAGGAGAUUGGGGUCAACCUGCACAUUCUCCACCCGGCCAUGAGGACCAUGUUGGACAUGGGCUAUGCAACCUUCAGUGAUCUGCUGCUGAUCGAUCUUUCAGAUAUCCGGUCUAAAGGGCCGGCUGAUUGCGAAUCCUUAAAGAACAAUGUGAUGCUGGAGUGUAAAAAAAUGGAAGAAAAGCUGCUGAACACCUGGCACACCAAGGUUAUCCAUCUCCUAACCAACCCAGAGACACUGAAGGGCAUCAAACCAGACAAACUGGACUCCUUCUACAACUGUGUGUCCACACUCAUCUCUAACCAGCUCAAAGCUCUUCUGGAGCGAAGCAUCAAUGAGUAUGUCAAGCUGUUUACACCCAGCCACAGCCACAUGCUGCCGCAGUUCAAAAUGGAGCUCACCUUCGAUGAUGAGAAGAUGGAGUUUUACCCAAGCUUUCAGGAUUUAGAAGACGCAGUCCUGUUCGUAGUAGCAAGGAUCUCCAGCUCACUGCAGAAAGUUCAGACCGUGCAGUCUUGGCUAGCUGAAGGUACCUCUGUCUAUGUUGAUGCAAAAAUUGCAGAUCACAUCAUGCAAAAGGCACAGGCAGCACUAAAGAGUGCUGUGGAAAUUAACCUGGAGGCACCACGGGAACACUUCACAAAUUAUGUGGAGAGGUAUGACUGGCUGGUGAAUGGAACCGCUGAGUCCCGAGUGCAAAACUACAUAGAGCAGGAGCACACCUUUGAUGAAUACACAGAGUUUGUGGAGGAGUUUCGCCUCCUGUCCAGGCAGAUCAUGAGCCUGCCCUCCAUCGCUCACUACGACAUGGUGCACCUGGACUGUGAGGACCUCAAGCAGGGGCUGGCCAAGAAAGCCAAGAGCUUCACGAAUAUCCUGCUGGAGACGCUGGUGAAGCAGCACAGAGAACACAAUGAACAGAUUUGUAAAGAUUUUGAAAUCAUCAAGGAGAAGGCGCUGAAGAUUCCUGAAACAACAGAAGAAAUGAUGGAGAUUUUAGCUUAUGUGGAGCAAACAAAAACCAAGGGUAUCCAGGAACUGAACACAAGGAUCGCAGAAACGCAGCGCAGACUGAACUACCUCCUGGAUGGGUAUAUUUUUACACAAGAAGACCUGGGAUUGAAUUCGUCAGUGCUUCUGUGGCCGCGGAAUAUUAACCCUGUCUUCGACCUCAAUGAUGAGGUGAUUGAGCAUUACAAGCGGAAAGGAGAGAGCGAGCUGCUAGGGAAGAGAGAGAAGGUGAUGCUGGAGCUGGAGAAGCUGACCAGGAGGAUGGAGGAGUUUGCAGAGUGCUCAGAGCUGGACAUGAUGCAACAGUAUGUGAACGAUGUUCGAACAGUUCAGAAAAGGCUUCAGGAAGCAGAGGAGUCCAUUUCCUUCAUCAACAAGGAGGAGAUUCUCUACAAGUGGGACCAGACAAUCUACCCGGAGGUGGAAUCCCUCAAAGUGAGCAUCGAGCCCUACCAGAAGCUCUUUGCCCUGGUCCUGAAAUGGCAGCGCACAGAGAAAAGGUGGAUGGACGGUGCUUUCCAAGACCUGAACGGAGAGAGCAUGGAAGUGGAGGUGGACGAGUUCUUCAGAGAGAUCUACAAGAUGCUCAAGUUCUUCCAGCAGAAGCAGAAGAAGGCCGAGCUGGAGCUGCAGAAAGCAGCGCCCAAGAAGCGUGGCGCGGAAGACAAGGAGCGGGAGAAAGAGGAGGAGGAGAAGAAGCAGAGCCACACGGUGGAGAUAUGUGCCGUCGUCAUGGAGCAAGUCAAGGAGUUCAAGGAUUACAUCCCGACCGUGUCCAUCCUGUGUAAUCCUGGAAUCCGGGCUCGGCACUGGAAGCAGAUGUCUGACAUUGUGAGCUACGACCUGACUCCCAACUCGGGCACCACCCUGCGGAAGGUGCUGAAGCAGAACCUCACCCCCUACCUGGAGCAAUUCGAGCAGAUCAGUGCCGCUGCCAGCAAGGAGUUCUCCCUGGAGAAAGCCAUGCACACCAUGGUGGAGGUCUGGGAUUCCAUCUUCUUCCACACCAGCCCCUACCGUGAGUCUGGAGUCUCCAUCCUGUCUGCGGUGGACGAGGUCCAGACCACUCUGGAUGAUCAGAUAGUCAAGACCCAGACGAUGAGAGGGUCCCCCUUUAUAAAGCCCUUUGAACAGGAGAUCAAGGAGAGGGAGGAGCGCUUAAUUCGCAUUCAGGAGACGAUCGACGAGUGGCUGAAGGUGCAAGCGCAGUGGCUCUACCUGGAGCCCAUCUUCUCCUCCGAGGACAUCAUGCAGCAGAUGCCGGAGGAAGGCCGUCUCUUCCAGACUGUGGACCGCCACUGGAAAGACGUCAUGAGGCACUGCGUCAAAGACCCCAAGGUCCUGCCUGCAACCUCUUUGACUGGCCUGCUGGAAAAACUGCAGGACUGCAACGUUCUGCUGGAGAAGAUCAUGAAGGGACUGAAUGCUUACCUGGAGAAGAAACGGCUCUUCUUCCCCCGCUUUUUCUUCCUGUCCAACGAUGAGAUGCUGGAGAUCCUGUCAGAGACCAAGGACCCCCUGCGUGUGCAGCCCCACCUGAAGAAGUGCUUUGAGGGCAUCGCCAAGCUGGAGUUCCUGCCCAACCUGGAUAUCAAGGCCAUGUUCAGCAGCGAGGGGGAGUGCGUGGAGCUCAUCGAGUGCAUCUCCACCUCCGAGGCGCGCGGCGCGGUUGAGAAGUGGCUGCUGCAGGUGGAGGAGCUCAUGCUGCGCAGCGUGCGGGACGUCGUGGCACGAUCACGACUGGCCUACCGCGAGACUGCCAGGAAGGACUGGGUGAGAGAGUGGCCAGGGCAGGUGGUUCUCUGCACAUCUCAGAUGUACUGGACCAGCGAGGUGCAUGAAGCCAUUCAGAGUGGGCCGCAGGGCCUGAAGGAGUAUUACAAGCAGCUGCAGGGGCAGCUGAAUGACAUUGUGGAGCUGGUGAGAGGAAAGCUGUCCAAACAGACACGCACCACCCUGGGGGCCUUGGUGACCAUCGAUGUGCACGCAAGAGACGUGGUGAUGGAGAUGAUCGAGAAAGGUGUCUCUCAUGAAAGUGACUUCCAGUGGCUCGCUCAGUUACGCUAUUACUGGGAAAACGAAAACACCCGUGUGCGUAUUAUCAACUGUGAUGUGAAGUACGCCUACGAGUACCUUGGGAACUCCCCGCGGCUGGUGAUAACCCCGCUCACUGACAGGUGCUAUCGCACUUUGAUCGGAGCGUUUUACCUGAGUCUGGGGGGGGCUCCAGAGGGGCCGGCUGGCACGGGCAAGACUGAGACCACCAAGGACCUGGCCAAGGCUCUGGCUGUGCAGUGCGUGGUGUUUAACUGCUCCGACGGGCUGGACUACCUGGCCAUGGGGAAGUUUUUUAAAGGGCUGGCCUCGUCGGGUGCCUGGGCGUGCUUCGAUGAGUUCAAUCGCAUCGAGCUGGAGGUGCUGUCCGUGGUGGCUCAGCAGAUCCUCUGCAUCCAGAGAGCCAUUCAGAUGAAGCUGGAGUACUUCAACUUCGAGGGAACAGAGCUGAAGCUUAACCCAAACUGCUUCGUGGCCAUCACCAUGAACCCUGGCUAUGCAGGCCGCUCCGAGCUGCCAGACAACCUCAAGGUCCUGUUCCGGACAGUAGCUAUGAUGGUCCCUAACUACGCCCUGAUAGCUGAGAUCUCCCUGUACUCGUAUGGCUUCCUGAACGCCAAGCCGCUGUCGGUGAAGAUCGUGAUGACGUACAGGCUGUGCUCCGAGCAGCUCUCAUCGCAGUUCCAUUACGACUACGGCAUGCGGGCUGUCAAGGCUGUGCUGGUGGCUGCAGGGAACCUCAAGCUCAAGUUCCCAUACGAAAAUGAGGAUAUUCUACUGCUGCGCUCCAUCAAAGAUGUGAAUGAGCCGAAGUUCCUGUCACACGACAUUCCUCUUUUCAAUGGGAUCACCAGCGACUUGUUCCCUGGCAUCACCCUGCCUACUGCUGAUUAUAAGCUGUUCCUGGACUGUGCCAUGGAGUGCUGCGUCACUCACAAUGUGCAGCCAGCAAAGGCCUUCCUAAACAAGAUGAUCCAGACUUAUGAAAUGAUGAUCGUACGACACGGGUUCAUGCUUGUUGGAGAGCCCUUUGCUGGUAAAACCAAGGUUUUGCACGUGCUGGCAGACACCUUGACCCUAAUGAAUGAGCGAGGGUACGAGGAGGAGAAAGUGAUUUUCCGAACAGUGAACCCCAAAUCCAUCACCAUGGGGCAGCUCUUUGGGCAGUUUGACCCAGUCUCUCACGAGUGGACUGAUGGGAUUGUUGCCAACACGUUUCGGGAGUUUGCUUCCGCAGACACUCCAGAACGCAAGUGGGUUGUGUUCGACGGGCCCAUCGACACUCUGUGGAUCGAGAGCAUGAACACGGUGCUGGACGACAACAAGAAGCUGUGCCUGAUGAGUGGAGAGAUCAUUCAGAUGUCUAAUCAGAUGAGUCUGAUCUUUGAAGCUAUGGACCUGUCCCAGGCCUCACCUGCCACGGUGAGUCGCUGUGGGAUGAUCUACAUGGAGCCCUCUCAGCUGGGCUGGAUGCCCAUGGUCACCUCCUGGCUGAACACACUGCCUGACGCCUUCCAGCACAAAGACAGCCAUGCCCUCCUCUCAGAGCUCUUCCACUGGCUGAUGCCUCCUGCAAUCCGCCUGCUGCGCAAGCACUGCAAGGAGCUGGUCCCAACAAGCGACAGCAACGUGGUGAUGUCUCUGACCCGACUCUUUGAGAUGCUGCUGGCCAACACUGUGAGGGAGGACCCGGAAAAUAAGAGCAUCCGCGUCUGGACGCAGGCUGCCUUCGUCUUCUCGUUGACCUGGUCGGUCGGGGGGAGCUGCGACACAGACAGCCGCGUGAAGUUUGACAGCUUCCUGAAGGAAAUCGUGGCUGGGAAAUCAGAGGACCAUCCCAUUCCAGCUACCAUCGGAAAAUGGGAAUGUCCCUUUGAUGAGAAAGGGCUGGUCUACGACUACUCCUAUGAGUAUAAAGGUAAAGGACGCUGGGUCCAUUGGAACGAGUCUAUCAAGAACAUUUCCCUGGGCGACAAAAACACAAAAGUGCAGGAUAUCAUUGUGCCGACCAUGGACACCAUCAGAUACACCUAUCUCAUGGACCUCUGUAUCCAGCAUGGCAAGCCACUGUUGUUUGUGGGCCCUACUGGCACAGGGAAGUCUGUCUAUGUGAAAGACAAGCUUAUGAACAACUUGGAUAAGGAUCGAUACCUUCCCUUCUUCAUCAACUUCUCAGCAAGGACCAGUGCCAACCAGAGCCAGACUAUUAUCAUGUCCAGGCUGGAUAAGAGACGCAAGGGUGUGUUCGGGCCCCCGAUGGGUAAGAAGUGUGUUAUCUUCGUGGAUGACAUGAACAUGCCAGCUCUGGAGCAGUAUGGAGCGCAGCCCCCCAUCGAACUGCUCCGGCAGUAUUUCGACCACGGAAACUGGUAUGACCUGAAGGACACCAGCAAGAUCUCUCUGGUAGACAUUCAGCUCAUCGCUGCCAUGGGUCCUCCAGGGGGUGGUAGGAACGCAGUCACCCCCAGGUUCUUGCGACACUUUAAUAUCUGCAGCAUCAACUCCUUCAGCGAUGAGACAAUGGUGCGCAUCUUCUCCAACAUCGUGGCCUUCUAUCUGAGGAACAACGACUUCCCACCAGACUACUUUACAGUUGGCAGUCAGAUCGUCAAUGCUACAAUGGAGGUCUAUAAGAAAGCCAUGGAUAACCUGCUGCCCACGCCUGCCAAGUCCCACUACACCUUCAACCUUCGCGACUUCUCCCGGGUCAUCCAGGGCUGCCUGCUGCUGAAGAGAGACUCUCUGGAGAGCAAGCGCACCAUGAUCCGGCUCUUCGUGCACGAGGUCUUCCGCGUCUACUACGACCGCCUGGUGGACAGCAAGGACAGGCUGUGGCUCUACAAACUCAUGAAGGACAUCGUGAAGGAGCACUUCAAAGAGAACUUUGACUCUGUCUUUGAGCACCUGAAGCAGGGCAGUGCCCCGCUGUGUGAGGAGGACAUGCGCAGCUUGCUGUUUGGGGACUACAUGCAUCCUGACCUGGAGGAAGAGGAGAGGCUGUACGCUGAGGUCCCCUCUGUCCAGCAGUUCAGCACUGUGGUGGAGCAGUGCUUGGACGAGUACAACCAGACUCACAAAACAUGCAUGAACCUCGUCAUCUUCCGCUAUGUCCUGGAGCACCUGUCCCGGAUCAGCCGCGUGCUGAAGCAGCCCGGGGGGAAUGCCCUGCUGGUGGGGGUGGGGGGCAGUGGGAGGCAGUCUCUCACACGGCUGGCCACCUCCAUGGCCAAGAUGAGCAUCUUCCAGCCAGAGAUCUCCAAGAGCUACGGCAUGAAUGAGUGGAGAGAGGACCUCAAGCACCUGUUGCGCAGUGCGGGGGUGAAAGGGCAGAAGACAGUGUUCUUGAUCACAGACACGCAGAUCAAAGAGGAAGCGUUCCUGGAGGACGUGGACAGUGUGCUAAACACUGGGGAGGUGCCCAACCUCUUCGCAGUGGACGAGAAGCAGGAGAUCAUGGAGGCAGUGCGCCCGAUCGCUCAGGCAGGCAAUAAGAGCGCGGAGUUCAGCCCGCUGGCCCUGUUUGCCUUCUUUGUGACCCGCUGCAAGGAGAACCUGCACAUCGUGGUGGCCUUCAGCCCCAUUGGGGACGCCUUCCGGAACCGGCUGAGGCAGUUCCCAUCGCUCAUCAACUGCUGCACCAUCGACUGGUUCCAGCCCUGGCCCGAGGAUGCCCUGGAGCGGGUGGCUAACAAGUUCCUGGAGACGCUGGAGCUGAGUGACCUGGAGCGCCAUGAGGUCAUGCCCAUCUGCAAGCACUUCCACACCACCGCCAUCCAGCUGUCUGACAAGUUCCUGCACGAGUUGGGGCGUCAUAACUACGUGACCCCCACCUCCUACCUGGAACUCAUCGCUGCUUUCAGGCAACUCCUCACCCAGAAGAGAGACGCUGUCAUGAAAGCCAAGCGCAGGUACACCAACGGGCUCGACAAACUGGCCUUCGCAGGGUCUCAGGUUGGUGAGAUGAAGAAAGAGCUUGUUGAACUACAGCCAAAACUAGAAGUUGCAAAAGUUGAAAACAAUAACAUGAUGAAGAUUAUAGAGAAGGAGUCUGCGGAGGUGAAAGCGAAGAGUAAGAUCGUGAGGGUGGAUGAGGAGGCAGCCACUCUGAAGGCGUCGGAGGCCCAGUCCCUGAAGAACGAGUGUGAGAGCGAGCUGGCUGAAGCCAUUCCAGCACUGGAGGCGGCUCUCUCCGCUCUCAACACCCUCAAGCCGUCUGAUGUUACGAUUGUUAAAUCGAUGAAGAACCCCCCAUCGGGGGUGAAGCUGGUGAUGUCGGGGGUCUGCGUCAUGAAGGAUAUCAAGCCAGAGAAGAUCAGUGAUCCUGCGGGGACUGGACAGAAGAUUCUUGACUACUGGGGUCCAAGCAAGAAGCUGCUGGGUGACAUGAAUUUCCUCAGGGAUUUAAAAGAGUAUGACAAGGAUAAUAUUCCAGUCCCUGUGAUGCAGAAGAUCCGCAGUGAGUACAUCACCAACCCCGACUUCGACCCAGCCAAGGUGGCCAAAGCUUCCUCCGCUGCAGAGGGCUUGUGCAAGUGGAUCCUGGCAAUGGAGGUGUAUGACAGGGUUGCAAAGGUUGUGGCUCCGAAGAAGGCUCGCCUGGCAGAGGCACAGCUCUCUCUGGCAGAGACCAUGGCGCUACUGAAUCACAAGAGGGCAGAGCUGAAGGAGGUGGAGGACCGGCUGGCUGCGCUGCAGCUGACCUUCAGAGAGAAGACGGAAGAGAAGGCUCAGCUCGAGAUCCAGGUGGACCUGUGCGCCAAGAAGCUGGAGAGGGCGGAGAAGCUGAUCGGAGGACUGGGAGGGGAAAAAACAAGGUGGUCCAAGGCUGCUGAUGACCUGCAGAACACCUAUGAUAACCUGACAGGUGAUGUCCUGAUCUCCGCGGGCGUCAUUGCCUAUCUGGGUGCCUUCACCGCUGCCUUCCGCCAGGAGUGCACCAAGAGCUGGACCCAGCUGUGCAAGAGUAAGCAGAUCCCAUGCUGUGAUGACUUCUCUCUCAGUAAGACCCUGGGGGAUCCCAUAAAGAUCCGAGCCUGGAACAUUGCUGGCUUACCCACUGACGCUUUCUCCAUCGACAACGGGGUGAUAGUGGGAAACUCCAGGCGCUGGCCCCUCAUGAUUGACCCCCAGGGCCAGGCCAACAAGUGGGUGAAGAACACAGAGAAGGAGAGCAACCUGAGUGUGAUCAAGCUCACGGACUCGGACUACAUGCGCACCCUGGAGAACUGCAUCCAGUUCGGGUCGCCUCUGCUGCUGGAGAACGUGGGAGAGGAGCUGGACCCCUCGCUCGAGCCCCUGCUGCUCAAACAGACCUUCAAACAAGGAGGUGUUGAGUGCAUCCGGCUUGGGGAAAACGUGAUUGAGUACUCCAGUGACUUCAGGUUCUACAUUACCACCAAGCUGAGGAAUCCACACUACCUGCCGGAGCUGGCUACCAAGGUGUCCCUGCUCAACUUCAUGAUCACACCCGAGGGCUUGGAGGACCAGCUCCUGGGCAUCGUGGUGGCCAAGGAGAGGCCAGAGCUGGAGGAGGAGAGGAACGCGCUGAUCCUGCAGUCCGCCACCAACAAGAAACAGCUGAAAGAGAUCGAGGACAAGAUCCUGGAGACGCUGCAGUCUUCCGAGGGCAACAUCCUGGAGGACGAGAGUGCCAUCCAGGUCCUGGACUCGGCCAAGAUCAUGUCCAACGAGAUCAGCAAGAAACAGCAGAUCGCAGAGAGGACAGAACUAAAGAUAGCAGAGUCCAGAGAGGGAUACAGGCCUAUCGCCAAGCACUCCUCGGUUCUGUUCUUCAGCAUCGCGGACCUGGCUAACAUCGACCCCAUGUACCAGUACUCUCUCGGCUGGUUUGUUAACCUCUACAUCAACUCCAUCCAGGACAGUAACAAAUCUAAAAUCCUGGAGAAGCGUCUGAGAUACCUGAAUGACCACUUCACCUAUAACCUGUACUGCAACGUGUGCCGCUCGCUGUUUGAGAAGGACAAGCUGCUCUUCUCCUUCCUGCUCUGCUGCAACCUGCUCAUGGCUAAGAAGGAGAUAGAUUACCAGGAAUUCAUGUUCUUGCUCACGGGAGGGGUGGGUCUGCAGAACAGCCUGGAGAACCCGGACCCUUCCUGGCUGCUGGACAAGAGCUGGGACGAGAUUUGCAGAGCCAGCGACCUGCCGGCCUUCAGAGGGCUGCGGGAACAUUUCCGCAAGGCUCCGAGUGAUUUCCUUGCCAUUUACGACAGCAAGGAGCCCUACAAUGAGCCUUUACCAAAACCAUGGAACGAAAAACUCAAUGAGCUGCAAAAGAUGAUCAUUCAGAGGUGUCUCCGGCCUGACAAGAUCACCCCCGGUAUCUCGAACUAUGUUACUGAUAAACUGGGGAAGAAGUUUGUGGAGCCCCCUCCCUUUGACCUGACGAAGAGCUACGCAGACUCCAACGCUACAAUCCCUCUCAUCUUCGUUCUCUCCCCAGGGGCAGACCCCAUGGCUAGCUUGCUGAAGUUUGCAAACGAUAAAAACUUUGGGGGAGACAAGUUCCAGGCCAUCUCCCUGGGACAGGGCCAGGGUCCCAUCGCUGCCAGGAUGAUCCGUGCUGCCAUGACGGCAGGGAGCUGGGUGUGCCUGCAGAACUGCCACCUGGCCGUGUCCUGGAUGCCCACGCUGGAGAAGAUCUGCGAGGAGUUCAGCCCUGACUCCUGCCACCCGGACUUCAGGCUCUGGCUCACCAGCUACCCCUCACCCAAGUUCCCGGUCACUAUCCUGCAGAACGGAGUGAAGAUGACCAAUGAGCCCCCCACUGGUCUGCGCCUGAACCUGCUGCAGUCCUACCUCACCGACCCCAUCUCAGACACAGAGUUCUUCAGCUCCUGCACGCAUAAAGAGCAGAUAUGGGAGAAGCUGCUGUAUGGAGUGUGUUUUUUCCACGCUCUUGUCCAGGAGAGGAAGAAGUUUGGACCCCUGGGCUGGAACAUUCCCUAUGGGUUUAACGAGUCUGACCUGCGCAUCAGUAUCAGGCAGCUGCAGCUCUUUGUGAAGGAGUAUGAGCAGGUGCCCUUCGAAGCCAUCACCUACCUGACGGGGGAGUGUAACUACGGAGGCCGUGUGACCGAUGACUGGGACAGGAGGCUGCUCAUGACCAUCCUCGCCGACUUCUACAACCCCGAGAUCAUCGACAACCCCCGCUACACCUUCUCACCCAGCGGGAACUACUACGCCCCCCCCAAGAGUGUGUAUGAAGAUUACAUUGAAUUUAUAAAGAAGCUGCCCCUCACCCAGCACCCCGAGGUGUUCGGCAUGCAUGAGAACGUGGACAUCUCCAAGGACCUGCAGCAGACCCGCAUCCUGUUCAACUCGCUGCUGCUGACCCAGGGGGGCGGCAGGAAGGGGGGCUCCUCCGGGGGGGGCGAUAGCACUCUGUUCGAGAUCGCCAAAGGCAUCCUCACCAAGCUUCCUAAAGACUUUGACAUUGAGGCUGCGUUGCAGAAGUUCCCAGUGAGAUAUGAUGAGAGUAUGAACACAGUGUUGGUGCAGGAAAUGGAGAGAUUCAACAAUUUGAUCCGGACAAUACGCAGCAGCCUCCUGAACCUCCAGAAAGCCAUCAAAGGUCUUGUGGUCAUGGACUCGGACUUGGAGGCCCUUGCCAGUAGUCUGCUUGUUGGAAAGGUGCCGGAGAAAUGGGCGAAGCGCUCCUACCCCAGCCUCAAACCACUGGGGAGCUACAUCAACGACUUCCUCGCCAGGCUCAAAUUCUUACAGGACUGGUACGAUCAUGACAAGCCCAAAGUGUACUGGCUGUCUGGGUUCUUCUUCACCCAGGCCUUCCUGACGGGAGCGAUGCAGAACUACGCCAGGAAAUACACCAUCCCUAUCGACCUGCUCGGCUUCAACUUCGAGGUGCUUCCCUUGGACACCUCUAAUACUGCUCCUGAAGACGGUGUUUAUAUCCACGGACUCUUCUUAGAUGGUGCUCGCUGGGACAAGAAAAACGGUGUCCUGUCAGAACAGUAUCCCAAAGUGCUGUUUGAUCCCAUUCCUAUCAUGUGGAUAAAACCAAAGAAAAUGUCUUCAGAGAAGAAAGCCGAUGAGUACGUGUGCCCCUUGUACAAAACGAGCGAGCGCAAGGGGACCCUGUCCACCACAGGGCACUCCACCAACUUCGUUAUCGCCAUGAGGCUGCCCUCAGCACGGCCCGUGCAGCACUGGAUAAAGCGUGGGGUGGCACUACUCUGCCAGCUGGAUGACUGAGAAGAACAAGGGGCAGAAUCACACACACACACACAAAGACACACACGCACGCACACACACACAGACACACACACAAAGACGCACACACACACAGACACACACACACAAAGACG
Molecule: messenger RNA, 12193 nt
Organism: Acipenser ruthenus (sterlet)
Lineage: Eukaryota; Metazoa; Chordata; Actinopteri; Acipenseriformes; Acipenseridae
Gene: dnah12
Product: dynein, axonemal, heavy chain 12
Exons: 74
Coding region: 159-12080 (3973 amino acids)
Biological process (GO): microtubule-based movement
Cellular component (GO): dynein complex
Molecular function (GO): ATP binding; ATP hydrolysis activity; minus-end-directed microtubule motor activity
Source: RefSeq, a predicted model, not a curated record